This is a messenger RNA of Musa acuminata subsp. malaccensis (wild Malaysian banana), 3905 nucleotides long. RefSeq lists its product as uncharacterized. Lineage: Eukaryota; Viridiplantae; Streptophyta; Magnoliopsida; Zingiberales; Musaceae. The record is from RefSeq and is a predicted model, not a curated record.
UCGCCGCCGUUCCAACGUCCCAACUUAAACCCUAAUCACAAUUUAUAUCCUCGGAGUCGUUUGGUCCAUCUCCGUCUCCCUGCGAGGCCACCUCGAAUUUACGAGCUAUGAAGCGGAAGGAUGCGGCGGAACUCCCGCUUCCACCCGGCGACGGCGAUGACGAAGGUGAAGAAGAGGAGAUAUCCCAGCCCGUCCUCAAUCUCGGCCGAGGCUCCGACGUGUGCAAGGCUCUCAUGGACCGGUACACCAAGUCCUCCGCCCCGCAGCACCGUCACCUUUGCGCGUCCGCCGCCGCCAUGCGUUCCAUUCUCCAGGAGGAAGGCCUUCCCCUCACACCUCCUGGCUACUUCGCGGCAGUCAUCACCGCCAUCCGCGACGCCGACACCGCCGACCAUGACGCUAUUUCUGCCCUCUCUGCCUUCCUUUCUAUCCUUCUACCGGUCGUCCCUGCCGGGUCCCUGCCUCCGACAAUGGUCAAAAACGCGGCCCUCGUUCUUGCCACUUUCUUGUGGGACCCGCCCAGUAAGCUGCCUACUGGGGCAGUACGGUCCAUGGUUAAGUCGCUUGGUGGCUUGGUGCUCCGUCUUGAAUUGGAGGACUGGGACGAGGUCAAAUUGCCUGUGGAAGUCCUUCUGGCGUUCACCGUGGACAAACGCCCAAAGGUGAGGAGAUGUGCCCAACUAUAUGUCAAGAAGGUUUUUGAAACUUUGAAGAGCUCCAGCAUCAUCAAGAAGGCGAGCAAAGUUGUGUUUUCUUUGUACAAAAAGUACAUAUCUUUGUUGGAAGAAUUCUGCACUCCUGAACUGUUAAAUGCACCUGCUUCGAAUGAAUUGCACAAGACCGAACAUUUGGAAAUCAUCCAUAUGCUUAUCGUUUUGAAACUUAUUGCACCAAACCUCUCUGAGAAAGUAAGAAUGAAGAUCAUUUCUGAUGUUUAUAGGUUCUUGAGGAGUGCUACCUCCUUGCUUACAGGACACAUUGUUAGAGUUGUUGAUGCAUUAAUGGAACAAACAGAAGCUAAGAUUCUUAUUGCUGAGUCAGACGACAUCAUAUCUGCUCUUACAUCAUAUAUAUCUUCGAGUGAGAAGAAUACUCUUGACACCACCGUUUCUGGAUUAAAGGCUUUGAGUAAUUUGUUGAACAAGCUUCGUGAUGUUCAACCCACCAUAUGGAUAGGCAGCUUUCCUGUGAUCUUCGUCUCAGUUAAAGGAUAUCUGGUUGCUGAUGGUAAUCCCUCCGAAGCUGUUGCAGAAGUCUUGAAAGACUUGAUUAAUGUUCAUAUUGACCUGAAGCUUUCUAUGACUGGUGCAAGCAAGUUAUGCAAUAAUGAUGAAGAUGAUAACCCUGUGACAAGUGCAAUUGUAAAUCUCUGUUCUGUAUUCAGCAAUAUGCUCAACACUUGCAAAUCCCCUACUGAACCUAUGUUGGAUGUCAUUUCAGCUUUAUUCCUCAGGCUUGGCAAGACCUCGUACCUAUUUAUGAAGGACAUAUUACUUAAACUGGCACAAUGUGUGAUAACAGUGGAAGGAGACUUGUCUGUCAUGAAACAUCUUCAGAAAUGUAUUGGAUCUGCUGUAAUCGCUAUGGGACUAGAGAAUGUGCUUUCGUUGGUUCCUAUAUCUUUCAAUAGAGACAAAAAAACUUGCUCAAAUGCUUGGUUGAUACCCAUAUUAAAGAGAGAUGCUUCUGGGGCAUCCUUAUGUUACUUCAUGGACCAUAUUGUGCCCCUUGCUAAAUCUAUUCUGAAAGUCUGUGACAAAGUGAAAAGAGCGACAUUGCAAGAAAAACUCAGAUCUUAUGCCCAUGAAUUGUGGGAUUUGCUUCCUGCUUUUUGUCGUUGUCCUCCUGAUACUUCUCAAAGUUUUGAUUCUCUUGCCAAGCUGCUGGUACAUACUCUCAAGGAUGAUUCUUCCUUGCAUGAAACCAUAUCCAUAAGCUUGCAGAUACUUGUGAGUGAAAACAUGAGAGUUCUUGGGGCAAACCAAGAAGUAAACCAGCAUGCCUCGUUAAAAGAUGUUCAUGAUAAGGCCGAAAGCUUUCCUAUUGGGUACACGAAGAAAACUGCAUCAAAGAACCUAAAGGUCUUAGCUUCCAAUUCUAUGGAUUUGAUUGAGACUAUGGCAGAUGUCUUCCUUGAUUCUCCUCCUGAAAAGCAUGCUGUCCUGAAGGAAGCAAUUGAAUCUUUGGCUUCACUAGUUAAGAGUGAAGAUCUUCAUAGGUUUUUUCUAUCAUUGUUGGAAAAGUUUGAUCUACUAAAUUUUCUAACUGAAUCUAAUAAACUUAACGAGGGUGACAUGAUAGAUGUCGACAAAGAGACUGAGACUGAGGAAACAAGCAAAAUGGAUAAAAACCAAGAGAAAAGGUGUUUGGUUAUUGAUCUUGCUUCCUCAUUUGUUGAAACUGCUGAUGAGAACCUGGUUAAUACAAUGUUUGAUUUUAUUAAGACCUCUUUGUUGGAUACUGAUAAUACAAGCAAAGCAGAGGAAUUGUCUACUUUAAGAAAAAUUCUUGAGAAGCAUAGUUGGUUUUGUUCUGUCCGGAUUGAUGAUUUGAUUUAUCUUCUGCAAGGUGUGAAAAGUCAUGAUGAUAACAUGAUUGAAAAACUUCGGCUAUCAUGUUACCAUUUUCUAUUGGUUCACGUUAUAAAAAUCAACGAGGAGAAAACGAAUACAAAGGCGUUUUUAAUCUUGAAUGAGAUCAUACUGAAACUUAAGUCUAAGAAAGAAUCCAGAAAAUUGGCAUAUGAUACAUUGUUGGCAACAAGUUGUAGCCUGAAGAAUUCCCAAUUUGACAAUUCACAAUCAGAUGUUCAACGACUAUUUGUCAUGGUAAUGGGCUAUCUUUCUAGUUCAUCUCCUCAUAUCAUGAGUGGUGCAAUUUCUGCCCUUUCAUUGCUUAUAUACAACGAUGCCGAGUUUUGUCUGGCUGUGCCAAACCUGAUACCUUCUGUCUUAGUUUUGCUACAAAAUAAGUCUAACGAAGUUAUUAAAGCAGCUCUGGGCUUCGUUAAAGUGUUGGUUUCAUCGUUGCACUCAAACAACCUAAUUAUUCUAGUACCUGAUAUUCUGAAUGGAAUAUUGCCAUGGUCAUCAAUUUCAAAACAUCAUUUCCGAUUGAAGGUUGCAAUUAUCCUCGAAAUUCUUAUAAGGAAGUGUGAUUAUGAGGCCAUUGACGGCAAUGUGCCCAAAAAAUAUAAGGACUUUGUCAAUUCCGUUGUGGAGAGCCGUCAGAGAAAGAAAAAAUCUGAAUGUCCUGCCAAUCCUGAUGCGCCAUGUGAUUCAAAAGAUCCUGUCAUAAAAAGAGGGAAGAAAAGGAUUCUUGACGAUGUACCACAGAAGAAGGAUUCAGGGCUAAGAUCUGGUGUCAUAAGAGGGAGGGGAAAGAAACAGAAGAGUGAUGCUUACAGCAUAAAUGGGGCUGCUGCGACCGUAGAUAAAGGCAGACACCACCAAUCGAUCAACCGCACAGCAAGCAUCGCAAAUAAGAGGAUCAAGAAGAAUAAUGCCAAUCAGAAACCCAAGCAAGUCGAGAGACUGAAGUUCAAAAGAAAAAAGAGAAACAAGGAAGAACAGUAAGUUUUUUCUUUGCGGGGUAGUUCUAUAGCAAGCAAGAAGCAUCUAUUGAGGUCAACAAACCGAAGAUUAGGCAAUGCAGAAGAACGUAAUCCAACGAGGGUUCAUUAGCAUUUUUUUAGAUUCAUGGAUGAUGCUCGAGUUUCAUUAGCAUUUCUAGUGUAUCACUUAGCUUUACGUAAAUGGCACAGCCAAUUUUGUUCAUCAGUUUGUAUCAGAAGUAUGUAUCAUCGGUGUAUGAAGGGAGGAUUCGAAUGCAGCAGUCGAGUUAGCCGCUGCAAUACAUGUAAUCGAAGUCGAAUUAAUAUCCAGGAUGGAAUGUGUGUUCUCAUG